AUGAAGGCAAAACCUGUAUCGAAAGCGCCCACGCCACCGAGCACACCUCCCCACACAGCCCCCCGCACACCUCCCCGCACACCAAUCGCUAGGACCACGAAGAAGAAGAGGUCGAAAGCUACCACGUCGAAGAAGAAGACGCAACUGCCCACUCCAGAACCUACGCCGGAGCGCGACGAUAUCUAUUCGCAGUAUGUCUCGCCACUGCUGUCAUACAGCGACGCACGGAGGAUCACGACGUUUGAGCAGUGGUCGUCGGAGCUGGAACCGCUCUUCGAGAUCACCAAGAUCGCGGAAGCGUCCUUUUCAGAGGUGUACCGCUUGUCAGCUAUAUCAGCAACGACUGGUCUCCGAGAAGAGUCGGUGCUGAAGGUGGUCGCACUGAAGUCCCCCGCAGGCGAGCCACUGCCAUGCCAAAGGUCAGAGCGCGCGGUCAGGGAUAUGGAAAAGCAGCUGGCGAAGGAGACGGAGGAGAGAGAAGAGAAGAACUGGUACAAGUCGCACGUGGCCGAUGUUCUGUCCGAGGUCAAGCUUCUGCAGAACCUAAACUACAUCCCGGGCUUCACCAACUUCCGCGAUCUCACCGUGCUCCAGGGCCGGCCGUCGUCUGCGUUCAGCGACGCGUGGAAGGCGUGGAACAAGGACCGCGCCCGCGGCAAGAAGAGCUGCUUCGCCGACCCAAGCAAGAAGAGCAGCUACGACGCCACCCAGCUCUGGGCCGUGGUGGAGAUGCAAGACGCGGGUAUCGACUGCGAGAAGCUGAUGGAGGCCGGUGGUCUCGGCACAAUCUGGGAGAUCUGGGACGUGUUCUGGGGCGUGUGUCUGAGCCUCGCAAAGGCAGAGGAGGCGUGCCGCUUCGAGCAUCGCGACCUGCACAUGGGCAAUAUCUGCGUGCGCUCGUCGCGCUGCGCGCGUAACCACGUGGUGCAACCUACGAUUAAAGACCCGCUGCGGCGCAAGUUCAGAUUCUCGGGCCUCGAGACUACAGUCAUCGACUACACGCUGUCGCGCGCCGACGUGGUCGCACACGACCGCACAGCGCCGUCACGCUCCCAAGACACCGACACUGAAGUCGCAUACCUCGACCUCAGCAAGGACCCCGCGCUCUUCCAGGGCGACGCCGCAGAAGAGUAUCAGUACGAAAUCUACCGCUACAUGCGCGGCGCAGCCCUCUACAACAACCCGCUGCAGAACGAACCCACCGCAGAGCCCAACCCAGCACCAACGACGCCCCGCCGCUCGCCGCGCAAAAACACACACAUCCGCUUCCCCGCGUCGCCCGCGACGCCGUCGCGCACCGACCCAGACACCAACCCGGAUACCGCCCCAGACACCGCCCCAGACACCGCCCCAGACACCGACCCAGACACCGCUCCAGACACCAACGUCUGGCGCGCAUUCCACCCCGGCACAAACCUGGUGUGGACACACUUCCUCCUGCACAAACUGCUCAGACACCUCAGCGGGUUCGAGCCAGAGCACCUAUCGGCGCGCGACACCAUGGCCAACGUCGAGCUCGGGCGGGACGAGGGCGUGUCCGCAGCGCCGCUGAGGGUCAAGGCUAAGGCUGUGCGGCUGCACGAGCGGCUGCAGAGGGUCGGGGAGUUGCUUUGUCCUGUUAAGCUGGGGAGGGAGGGGGGGUUGGGGAGUGUCAAGGAACUUGUGCUGUACGCGGUGGGGGAGGGGUGGUUGAGGGUUGGGGAUGUUAGUGGGUAG
This is a messenger RNA of Didymella exigua CBS 183.55, 1716 nucleotides long. RefSeq lists its product as uncharacterized. Gene Ontology annotation, cellular component: nucleus; cytoplasm. The record is from RefSeq and is a predicted model, not a curated record. The transcript has a single exon. Gene Ontology annotation, molecular function: histone H3T3 kinase activity. The coding region runs from base 1 to 1716 and encodes 571 amino acids. Lineage: Eukaryota; Fungi; Ascomycota; Dothideomycetes; Pleosporales; Didymellaceae. Gene Ontology annotation, biological process: mitotic cell cycle; intracellular signal transduction.